Molecule: messenger RNA, 1799 nt
Organism: Aplosporella prunicola CBS 121167
Lineage: Eukaryota; Fungi; Ascomycota; Dothideomycetes; Botryosphaeriales; Aplosporellaceae
Exons: 4
Coding region: 121-1665 (514 amino acids)
Biological process (GO): L-glutamate catabolic process
Cellular component (GO): cytosol
Molecular function (GO): pyridoxal phosphate binding; glutamate decarboxylase activity
Source: RefSeq, a predicted model, not a curated record
CCAAGCUUCACCAAGCUCAAGCCUAACGUCUGCGCUAGCUUGCUGUCUAUUGCUGUCCACACCUUUUCUUGCACCUGCACCUUCCCUCUCCAACUCAGGUGCAAACAACACAACAUCACCAUGGUACACCUUGCUCAGGUAGUCAACGAUCUCCAGGCGCACAAGCCCAUCCUCGAGGGCUUGUCCUUCAAGCCUUCCGAGACGGACCAAGACACUGUCACAGCCUCCGUUUAUGGCUCCAGGUUCGCUGCCGAGGAUCUUCCUAGGCACGACAUGCCCGAAAAGGAGAUGCCGCGAGAGGUCGCUUACCGCAUGAUCAAGGACGACCUCACGCUUGACGGUACCCCGACCUUGAACCUGGCUUCCUUCGUCACGACCUACAUGGAGGAGGAAGCCGAGAAGCUUAUGACCGAAUGUUUCGCCAAAAACUUCAUCGACUAUGAGGAGUAUCCCGUCUCGGCCGACAUCCAGAACCGCUGCGUCUCAAUGAUAGCCCGCUUGUUCAAUGUCCCUACGCAUGACGAGAACACAAAUGCCAUGGGAACCAGCACGAUUGGCUCCUCCGAGGCAAUUAUGUUGGCUGUCCUUGCCAUGAAGAAGCGGUGGCAGCAAAAGCGCAAGGCCGAAGGCAAGUCCACCGAGAAGCCUAACAUUAUCAUGAACUCGGCCGUCCAGGUUUGUUGGGAGAAGGCUGCGAGAUACUUUGACGUCGAAGAGAAGUACGUCUACUGCACCAAGGACCGCUAUGUCAUCGAUCCUAAAGAGGCCGUCGAGCUCGUGGACGAAAACACGAUUGGUAUCUGUGCCAUCAUUGGUACGACGUACACUGGCGAGUAUGAGGACGUAAAGGGUAUCAACGAUCUCUUGGUCGAGAAGAACAUCGACUGCCCCAUUCAUGUCGAUGCUGCUAGCGGUGGCUUCGUGGCUCCAUUUGUAAAGCCCGAGCUUGAGUGGGAUUUCCGUCUCCCUAAGGUCGUGAGUAUCAACGUCUCGGGCCACAAGUACGGUCUUGUUUAUCCUGGUGUUGGCUGGGUUGUCUGGAGGGAUCCCGAAUUCUUGCCCAAGGAGCUUAUCUUCAAUAUCAACUACCUUGGUGCCGAUCAAGCCUCCUUCACACUCAACUUCUCUCGUGGAGCCUCUCAGAUCAUUGGCCAGUACUAUCAGUUGAUCCGUCUGGGCAAGCACGGCUACCGUUCCAUCAUGGGCAAUCUUACCCACACUGCCGACUACUUAGCUGCUUCUCUGAAACAUCUUGGUUUCAUCAUCAUGUCUGAGACUGGUGGCAAAGGCCUCCCUCUGGUUGCUUGCCGCCUUGACCCAAAAGCCGGUAAACACUACGACGAGUUUGCCAUCGCCCAUCAGUUGCGCGAACGUGGAUGGGUGGUGCCAGCAUACACCAUGGCUCCCCAUAGCGAGAAGCUAAAGCUAAUGCGCGUCGUGGUGCGCGAGGACUUUUCUCGCAGCAGGUGUGAUGCGCUUAUCACGGACUUCAAGCUGGCGCUUGAGGUUUUGGAUAAGAUGGAGCCCCACAAGAUCGAGGAGCAUAAGGAGCACAUGCAAAACCAUGGUGCGAGGUCCGGCCGUCGCAGGAGCAUGAACCAACACUUUACGGAUGAGAAGCACUCACUGCAAGGCCAGACAGGGAAGACGCACGCUGUCUGCUAGGCGCGGUGACGCCCGGUCGAACACCAAGGAAAAUCGGAACGUCUGAAUGUCUUACGACAAACUUUGAAAGGGCCGUGGCCUAUGUAGCUAUGGCUUACGAUGAGCACGAAUACGAAAUGAUGUCUUAUAUGCAC